This is a messenger RNA of Pseudogymnoascus destructans, 3782 nucleotides long. RefSeq lists its product as uncharacterized. The record is from RefSeq and is a predicted model, not a curated record. The coding region runs from base 912 to 3782 and encodes 956 amino acids. NCBI's taxonomy places the organism in Eukaryota, Fungi, Ascomycota, Leotiomycetes, Thelebolales, Thelebolaceae. Gene Ontology annotation, molecular function: transcription coregulator activity. Gene Ontology annotation, cellular component: nucleus; Z disc. The transcript has 2 exons.
GUUUGAAAAUAGGGGAGGGGGGUGGUUUCGUUAGGAGGCAGUUCGAUGAAGAACCGCCAGCCCGGCCGUUUAUUCUUGAGCAGUCUGGGCAGGUGGGGAUUCAGACUUAAGGUACAUAAAUUCAAGGGACGUAGAUAAUCUGCAUUCUUCGAUUGGAUGGUUUGAAUGUCCGUCGUCUGAAGUUGGGUCGCAGCUGCGGGGACGGGACGGGUCGUAAUUGUGAUUGUCGUCGUGAACCGUAGCGCAAAGGAUACAUAUAGAGGUAUGGCUACGAGAAUGAAGUUUGAAAGGCCCAUCUAUUACCAAACAUAUUGGUAACCAUCACUAUAUAGUAAGAGAACUGUUGUCCCACGGCGUGCCACGUCGGCGAAAUUAUGCUGUGACACAUGACCAGCAUUAGUAGAAUAUAAGUUAUGUAGAAUAUAUUUCCUUCCACUCCAACAAGUUAUCAACGGAUUAUUCAGAAACUCGGACUGCCUAACGUUAUAUCAAAACCCUUUAUUACAAUAAACAAUAAAUAAGCCCAUCGACUUUCACGUGCGCAUUCUUCAUCUCCAUAUUAAAAUUGUCGUCCUUGUUUAUGAUCACGCACCGCCUUAUCUUAUCUUAUCGCAUUGCCUAGCCAACCACGUCGGACUCGCAAUUUCUAGAAUCCACACGCACACUCCAAACAUAACACUAAACUCUAGCUCACUUUAUAUAAUAUCAACACAAUCUCAUAUGAUUUCGCCCGUUCCUUCUUCCACCACCACCAUCGUUCUGUCGUCACAUACCUAUAUUCGCGCAUAGCCAUACAUCUAUACUCAGCUCUUGCAUUGCUAUCCACACGACUUGGGCUAAGCUGGUCCAUUCGGAGUGUCCAGAACAAUAUAACUUCAUCCCGCCAAGAGAAAAGGCCUAGACACCCCAAUAUGUUCACCCGAGGCAGGUCGAAAGAUCGUACCUUAAGGAAGGUGACUCCGCCAUCUGCGUCCUACAUGUCGAACGAUCAAUUCGCAAACUACCUCGCCGAGCUUCGAGACAACCGCAUUGCCCGCCCCGGAGGUGCCCGCCCUGCCCCUGCUCCAUCCAACAGCCGCAUGAGCCUUGACCAAAGCGCCUUCAAGACAUACUGCCUAGCCCCGGCCGCCCCCAGCCCAGUCAACGAAGCCCCAGCACGCGCCGAAAGCAUCAUCUCCCACCGCCGCGCGCGCUCUUCCAUGUCCAUAUCCUCACGCACCGGCCGCGCCCUCGUCCAGCCCCCCGCCCCAUCCGGACCACCACUUAGCGCCAACGUCGUUGUUCCCAGCGCGACAUAUAUGGUGCGCGGCCAACGCUGGAUGGAGCGCGAGGAGAUGACGUCUCUCCGGGACGCGCUUGAGGAUAUGGAUACCAAUGAGGAGCUCGAGGCCGAAAUCAAACUGCAAGCCGCCGCUCAACAGGAAGCCUCGGACCUAGUAUGGAAACACCAGAAUCCCCAGCCUGCCCCUGAACCGGACGCGCCCUACCGGUACCGCGACCACAUGCGCAAGAACAGCUACCAGCAUGCACGCGCCCAGAGCAUCGGACCCUACACUGGACCUGAUGCGGUUCCGGUUCUAGGAUUGCCUACGAGAUCUUUCUCCAACGGCUCGAAUGUCAGCUCCACGCACCACGAUCGCGUCUCCAGCGGCUCCUCCGAUUCGGACGCCCACCCGGCCCAGCGACCCGGCCAACGCGUUUCCUUCGACGAGCCGCGUGGUCGUGACCCCGGACCGCGCAAGGGCGCCAAAUCCUACGGGUCACUCGCACACACCAUUGGACACGCCCCAUCGCGCCGCCGGACCAGCGGGAAGCGCAAUAUCAACGGCGAAUUCCGGUCCUCCUUCACUACGGACCAAAUCUGGGAGGAGCCAGGCGCGAGUAAUGACGAGGCGGCUAAGGCGGCUGCGAUAAAGGGGUCGGCGGAUGCGCCGGCGCCGCUGAGGGUUAAGCCAAGGAAUCCGCUGAAUAGAGUGCAGUUCGAGGCUGAUCCCGCGGCGCCGCGCGCGGCAAGCACGCCACCUCUCGAGCUCAAGCCUAGAGAGCGGUUCGAGAUCUACAAGAACCCCCCCUCGCAGAGCCGAAGUGCAGGGUACACCGCCAACCCCGCCCCCGCCACCCCAUCCGCAAACACCCCAGCCGACGCCCUCCAAACCGCCGCUGCGCCCUCCGCAUCUUCUCCCACCAGUGACGGCCGCGAGAUCCGCAGCCACGACAUCCGCACAGCGACGACCAAGUCCCUGCGUGACCGCAGCCCGCUGCUCCCCACGCCCAGCGCCGUCUCCGACGCGCCCGGGCGGCCCAUCGUAAGCUUUGACCAGACGUGGACGCCGCCUUCGGCGGCGGCGAAGAUUAAGACUGAGGCUGAUGUGACGCCAGCUGCUGACUAUCGACGACCAAGGGUCGAAUCGAAAUUCGAGGCCACGAGACCCGUCCGCAAAAUCGGGGGCCCGAGAGAACCGGCCGGGAGGGCUUAUGGGGGCGAUAAGGAAGUUGUCGGGGCCGUUGGGGGGGGUCGUGGGGGGGUUGAGGCAUUCGUCGAGGUAAAGGGGGGGAGGAUGGGGGAGCAGAGGGGUGGAGUUAGGGGAGGAGUUACAGGUGCGAGAGAGCCUUUGGUGAGUACGCCGAGUAGUCCCGAUGUUAUGGUUCGCGAGGCGCCUUCGGUUUUAGUGCCUGCGCCGCCCACGAUUUCGGUCGAGAAGGCGCCGGCUAUCUCGGUUAGUUCCGCGCCUUCGAUAUCCGUCUCCCAACUGCCAUCGAUUUCUGUUUCUAGCCCACCUGCCAUCUCCGUCUCGGCGCCGCCAGCAAUUUCCGUAUCGGGGCCACCACCAUCAAUUUCCGUUUCCGGCCCACCACCAAUCUCUAUCUCAGAGCCGCCGGCAAUUUCCGUCUCUCGCCCACCAGCCAUCUCAGUCAAUUCAGCGCCAACGAUUUCCGUCUCCACGCCACCAGUCCCCUCUAUCGUGGAACCCUCUACCUCUUCCCGCCCGACUCCCCGCGCUCUUCCUGACCCUAAAGUCCUCGCCCGCAACAAAGAUCCCUUUGCGCGUCCUAACCGCAUCUCCACAAGCCACUGGUCUCCCGCCCCAGCUCCCGCCGGCGCCCGCGCAACCGCAACCUGUCACUACUGCCGGCAUCCCAUAGCUGGGCGCGUGAUAGCACUCGCUGGCCAUGCGGAACGCUGGCACCCGGGCUGCUUCUCCUGCCACUGCUGCCGCACCCAGCUCGCUGAUUUCGAAAUCAAGCCCGAGCCUGAGGCGGAGCGUGCCGCGAGGCUAGAUCGGGUUACAAGGCGGCGAGGUGGAGAGGUUGUGGAAGGCGAUGAUGAGGGUGGUGCAAGGGUACAGGAUGAUGGCGAUGAGAGGUUAAGGUUUUACUGCCAUCUCGACUGGCACGAGUUGUUUGCCCCAAGGUGCCGCCACUGCAAGACCCCGAUCGUAGGCUCGCAUGUCUUCGCCAUUGGCGCGCACUUCCACAGCGAGCACUUCUUCUGCGCAGAGUGCGGCGACCCAUUCCCACCUGGUAGUGCGCACGUAGAGCUGGAGGGGUACGCGUGGUGCACAGAAUGCGUGGCUGUACGGACGGAGCGGCGCGCGCCGAAAUGCGGGCUGUGCAAGAAGCCGGUUGUGGGACGCGUGGUGGGUGCGCUGGGGAGGGAGUUCCAUGAGGGUUGCUUUCGGUGUGGGGAGUGUGGAGGGGGGUUUGGGGAUGGGGAGAUCUUUUUGAGAGAGGAUGUGGGGGUGGCGUGUCGGGAGUGUAUGGAGAGGGGGUUGAAAGCUUGA